Molecule: messenger RNA, 1859 nt
Organism: Telopea speciosissima
Lineage: Eukaryota; Viridiplantae; Streptophyta; Magnoliopsida; Proteales; Proteaceae
Product: probable ribosomal RNA small subunit methyltransferase B
Exons: 18
Coding region: 39-1709 (556 amino acids)
Biological process (GO): regulation of DNA-templated transcription; RNA methylation; rRNA processing
Molecular function (GO): rRNA methyltransferase activity; RNA binding
Source: RefSeq, a predicted model, not a curated record
CUCUUCUCUCUGUGGAGAUUUUUUCUCCUUCCGCGAGAAUGGAGGGAAGUACUCUCACCCGCGUUUAUUCCCGCUUUUCCAUUUCUUAUUCAAAUUUCUAUCUAUGUGAGAAGUCCCAGUUGCAGCCUGCGAAAUCGCCAUUAUCGAACUGUUUACUUUCAUGUCGAAUGAUUUAUCAUGGAGAGAGGUGUACCGUUUCUUUAAGAACUCUUAAUUUCGCUAAAAGGACUAGGGACUACGACUUAGAGAGUUCUCGUCGUCGAGCAGCUGGCAAGACUCAGAAUCUGAAUUUGGAGGUUUCACCCCACAGAGCUGUGUCUGCAGUGAGAUUGAUGAGAAUAGAGUUUGGGGGUGCUUUUGCUGACCUUCUGAAUGAGAAAGGAAAGGGUUCUGCGAAAAAUGAGAUGGCAUACAUUGAAAGGACCCUUGGAUUUCGCACUCGGGACUUGGAUGAUAGAGAUCUCAGAUUGGUGACAGAGAUUGUAGGAGGUACUAUUCGUUGGAAACGGUAUCUGGAUCAUCUGAUAACGUCAUUAUGCCACGACGAGAGAGCAUUUAGAGGCAUGGAGCCUCUUCUCCUGCAGAUCCUACGAAUUGGUUGCUAUGAGAUUGACAAGUUAGGUAUACCGCCAUAUGCUGCUGUGGAUGAGUGUGUUAGGAUUGCAAAGGUUGCUCUCAGGCCUGGUGCAGGUAAUAUGGUGAACGGGAUUUUGCGGAAGUUGGCCUUGCUCAAGGACAAGAAUUUUCUUCCUCUGCCCAAAGUGGAAGGUGAUGAUCGUUCACGAGCACGUGCGCUUGCCACUCUUUAUUCCCAUCCAGUUUGGAUGGUAAGGCGAUGGACAAAGUCUAUUGGGGAAGAAGAAGCAGUGCAGCUGAUGACGUGGAAUAACAGUGAACCCAGUUUCAGUCUCAGGGCAAACAGGAAGAAAGGUUAUACAAGAGCUGACCUUGUGAAGCAGCUUAACAUGUUGAAGGUUCCGUAUGAGACUUCUUUGCAUCUGGAUGAUUUUGUCCGUCUUAAAACUGGCAUGCAGGGUGUCAUACAAGCUGGAUUACUGAAAGAAGGUCUAUGUUCAGUUCAGGAUGAGAGUGCAGGUCUCGUUGUAUCUGUUGUGGAUCCACAACCUGGAGACACCAUUAUUGACUGUUGUGCAGCACCGGGAGGCAAGACUCUUUUCAUGGCAUUAUGUUUGGGUGGCCAAGGUAUGGUAUAUGCAAUUGAUAUAAACAAAGGUCGGUUAAGAAUUCUAAAAGAGACUGCCAAGUUGCAUGAAGUUGAUGGUGUCGUCACCACUUUCCAUUCUGAUCUUCGUAUCUUUGCUGAAGAGAAACCAUUGAAGGUUGACAAAGUGUUGUUGGAUGCUCCCUGUUCGGGCCUGGGUGUUCUUUCCAAGAGAGCGGACUUGCGGUGGAAUAGGAAAUUCGAGGAUAUGGAGCAACUGAAGAAUUUACAGGAUGAUCUACUCAAUGCUGCUUCAAUGUUGGUAAAGCCUGGUGGAGUAUUGGUUUACAGUACUUGUUCCAUAGAUCCUGAAGAAAAUGAGGAGCGAGUGACUGCAUUUCUUCUUAGGCAUCCGGAAUUUCACAUAGAUCCUGUUGAUGGAUAUGUUCCACUCGAGUUUGUAACAGAUAAAGGCUUCUAUUUCUCGAACCCUGUGAAACAUUCUCUUGAUGGAUCCUUUGCAGCUCGUCUGUUACGGUCCUUGUAGAAUAGCAUAAUGAGUGCCUAACAGAAGGCUCUUGCAGGUGAUGCACAACAUGCCCGAAGCAAAGUGAGUGGGUCAUCAUGAAGAUAUACUUGGGACUACUGUUUGAGAAAUGCUUCAUGUGAUUAGAAACGGAAAGAUUGGUAUUCCACA